Microstroma glucosiphilum is the source of this 1770-nucleotide messenger RNA. RefSeq names its product putative PGK1-phosphoglycerate kinase. Gene Ontology annotation, molecular function: phosphoglycerate kinase activity; ADP binding; ATP binding. Gene Ontology annotation, biological process: glycolytic process; gluconeogenesis. The record is from RefSeq and is a predicted model, not a curated record. Bases 390 to 1643 code for a protein of 417 amino acids. NCBI's taxonomy places the organism in Eukaryota, Fungi, Basidiomycota, Exobasidiomycetes, Microstromatales, Microstromataceae. Gene Ontology annotation, cellular component: cytosol. The transcript has 3 exons.
ACCGGUGACACCCAGCCGGGGUCAGGCGAGACAGGGAAGGGAGCGAGGUAGCAACGAGUGGAUGCAGCCGAUGCGUGCGUACGAGUGUCGACGUCGAGGAUGCUCACUGGUGUCGAUGGUGGCGAGUGAGACGGCCGAGUAUGGUCCGAGGUGAAAACGAGAAGGUCAGGUCGAAAAUCUCGGCUCCGUCACGUGGCUGGGGCCGUUGUGCCCGGAUUAGGAUUGGGGUGGAAGGAGUGGCUGGUGGAGUUGGGCGGAUACGCCCGGGCCCAGAGAUCGCAAUGGCUGUGAAAUGCACACCGAUAGAGAGAAUCAUCGUCGUCAUCACCACCAUCAUACCACGGCUGCGUAUCCCAAGUCUGUCGUCACUCCUUUGCUACAACACCACCAUGUCGCUCUCCAACAAGCUCUCCAUCACCGAUGUCGACCUCAAGGGCAAGAAGGUCCUGAUCAGGGUCGACUUCAACGUCCCCAUGGAUGGAGACAAGGUUACCAACCCCCAGCGUAUCCAGGCCGCCAUUCCCACCAUCAAGUACGCCAUCGAGCAGCAGGCCAAGGCUGUCAUCCUGAUGUCUCACCUUGGCAGGCCAGAUGGAAAGCCCGUAGCCAAGUACAGCUUGAAGCCAGUCACUGCAAAGGUCUCUGAGCUGCUCGGCAAGGACGUCAAGUUCCUCCCUGACUGCGUUGGCUCCGAGACUGAGAAGGCCGUCGCUGGCGCUUCCGAUGGCGAGAUCUUCCUGCUGGAGAACCUGCGAUACCACAUCGAGGAGGAAGGCAAGGGCACCAACGAGAAGGGAGAGAAGGUCAAGGCCGACAAGUCUGCCGUGGAGGCCUUCCGUGCCAGCCUUACCAAGCUGGCAGACGUCUACAUCAACGACGCCUUCGGAACCGCACACCGAGCUCACUCUUCCAUGGUCGGUGUUCAGCUGCAGGAGCGAGCCAGUGGAUUCCUGAUGAAGAAGGAGCUCGAAUUCUUUGCUCGCGCUCUUGAGAACCCCGACCGUCCUUUCCUGUCUAUCCUCGGCGGUGCCAAGGUCUCUGACAAGAUUCAGCUCAUCGAGAAUGUCCUCGACAAGGUCAACAUCCUGAUCAUCUGUGGUGGAAUGGCCUUCACCUUCAAGAAGACUCUAGAGAACGUCAACAUCGGAAACUCGCUCUUCGACGAUGCAGGUGCCAAGAAGGUCGCCGAGCUCGUGGAGAAGGCAAAGAAGAACAAUGUCGAGCUGGUGCUCCCCGUAGACUACGUCACCGCAGACAAGUUUGACAAGGCAGCUCAGGUCGGUGAGGCUACCGACGAGAGCGGUAUCCCCGAUGGCUGGAUGGGACUCGAUGCCGGACCAAAGUCGCGCAAGCUCUUUGCCGACGCCAUUGGCAAGGCCAAGCUGAUCCUUUGGAACGGCCCUGCUGGUGUCUUUGAGUUUGAGAACUUUGCCGGUGGGUCAAAGGCCAUGCUCGACGCAUGUCUCGAGGCAGAAAAGAAGGGAGCUACCGUCAUCGUUGGUGGAGGAGACACAGCUACCGUCGUUGCCAACUACGGAGCCGAGGAUGGAAUCUCCCACUGCUCAACGGGUGGAGGAGCCUCGGUGGAGCUCCUGGAGGGCAAGGAGCUGCCUGGUGUCACUGCUCUGUCUGAGAAGAAAUGAAGGGCGCAGGGCGAGGAGGGGAAUACUCGUCCCAAGCUGUAGGCUUGUAGAGCCAUUACAAAGCACGAUGUAAAGAUGCGAUAGCAAUAUAGACUGAGACUCGAAGAAGUGAAUGUGAUGAGCAAGC